CUCACAGGGCUUUUUUUGCUACCUGACCUCCUGUCAUAUGAGGUGCCCGGGAGCGGACCUGGGCCACCGGGCGCGAGGAGGUCGGGAGCCAGGGCGCAGGAUGGCCUCGCAGAGGGCUGUGCGGCUGAGCCUGAAGAAGCCCACCCAUGCGGUGUGUGUGGUGGGAGUCGAGACCUUUGUGGAUGUUCGCAGCGAUGUGCCCAAGGGCGCCGAGACCUUCAGGGUCUCUGGGAGCUCCGGGGUACAUAUCUUCAUUGUCUACGACCCAACACGGGUGGCAGUGCCCACAGACAAAGCCCACUGGCCCCUGGACACCACUGUGGACCUGACUGUAUCCGUGGACACAGCCAGUAAGGCCUUAAAUGAUCUCAAGGUGAAGGUCUCCUACUUCGGGCAGAGCGAGGACCAUGCCCUGGGCCGCAGUGAGCUCUACCUCACUGGCGUCGACAUCUCCCUGGAUGUUGACACAGCCCGCAAGGGCAAGGCAAAGAGGAGCCAAGGCGACAAGAAAACCUGGCGCUGGGGUCCUGCGGGCUAUGGGGCUAUUCUGCUGGUGAACUGUGACCGGGAUGGUCUCGGGUCCAGGGGGCUCGACCUUGAAAACAGCCAGCUGACGUCACUGGAGGACCUGAAGGACAUGUCUCCCAUGGUGCUGACCUGCGAUGGCCCUGACAAGCUCUUCGACAACCACAAGCUGGUCCUGAAUGUGCCGUUUUCUGAUUCCAAAAGAGUGGGCGUCUUCUGUGCUCGGGGUGGGAAUUCCCUCUCACACUACAAGCAGGUGCUGGGGCCCCAGCAUCUGUCCUACGAAGUCGAGCGGCAGCCCGGGGAGCAGAAGAUCAACUUCUAUGUGGAGGGGCUCACCUUCCCCAAUGCUGAUUUCUCGGGGCUGGUCUCUCUCAGCGUCAGCCUCGUGGACAUGGGGACCCUGCCCGAGGUGCCCAUCUUCACAGACACUGUGGCCUUCCGCAUGGCCCCCUGGAUCAUGACCCCCAACACCCAGCCCCCCCUGGAGCUGUAUGUGUGCAGCGUGAUAGACGCUCAUGGCUCAAAUGAGAAAUUUCUGAAGGACAUGUCUGACCUGGUGUCAAAAGCCAACUGCAAGCUGAUCAUCUGCCCUUGGAUUGAAAAUCGGAAUGAUCGCUGGAUCCAGGACGAGAUGGAAUUUGGCUACGUGGAGGCACCCCACAAAUCCUUCCCCGUGGUCUUUGACUCCCCCCGAGACAGGGGCCUGAAGGAGUUCUCCUAUAAUAGGAUCCUGGGCCCCGACUUUGGAUACGUAACCCAGGAAAUCCCUUUCGCUGGCGCCUCCGGCCUCGACUCCUUCGGCAACCUGGACGUCAGCCCACCGGUGACCGUGGGCGGCAAGGAGUACCCCCUGGGCCGGAUCCUCAUCGGCAGCAACUUUCCUAAGACAGGUGGGCGGCGAAUGGCCAAGGUGGUGCGUGACUUCCUGAAGGCCCAGCAGGUGCAGGCGCCCGUGGAGCUUUACUCUGACUGGCUCUCCGUGGGCCACGUGGACGAAUUCCUGACCUUCGUGCCCACCUCCGACCAAAAGGGCUUCCGGCUGCUCCUGGCGAGCCCCAGCGCUUGCCUUAAACUGUUCCAAGAGAAGAGAGCGGAGGGCUACGGCAAGGCGGUCCAGUUUGAUGGGUUAGAGGAGAAGGUGAAGAGAAGCAUUAAUGAAUUGCUGGCUGACAGAAGCCUCCAGAGCGACAGUCUCUAUGUGCAGAAAUGCAUCGACUGGAACCGGGAGGUGCUGAAGCGGGAGCUGGGCCUGACGGAGCGGGACAUCGUGGACAUCCCGCAGCUCUUCUACCUGAGGGGCCCCCACGCAGAAGCCUUCUUCCCCGACAUGGUCAACAUGGUGGUCUUAGGCAAGUACCUGGGCAUCCCCAAGCCCUACGGGCCCAUCAUCAACGGCCGCUGCUGCCUGGAGGAGAAGGUGCGGUCCCUGCUGGAGCCGCUGGGCCUCCACUGCAUCUUCAUCGACGACUUCCUGUCCUACCACAAGCUGCUCGGGGAGAUCCACUGCGGGACCAACGUGCGCCGGCAGCCCUUCUCCUUCAAGUGGUGGCACAUGGUGCCCUGAGCCUGCUCCCUACCCGCCAUUCUCUCUGCCCACCUGUUGGGAAGCCCGCCAGAGUGAAAGCGAGGAACCUCUUCCUGGCCUCCAUAGGGGGAGGCCUACUAGGCACAAUCCCUCAAGUGCCUGCAAACGUGCUGGCCACCGUGGGCACGGGGACACAGGGAUGGGCACCACACAUCCUCACUUCUGGAGCAGCCUGCCCCGCCCGAGAAGGACCACCCUCAGUCUCCCCUCUCCCCUCUCCAUCACAGCCCCCAGGGGGCCUGGAGAAGACCAACAGCUCUGGCGUGUUCAAGGGCGGCGAUGCGUGGCCUAGGCAGGCGCCCCCUUGGAAUCGCUCCCCCUCUGUCCUGACGGGCCCUUUGUGCUUGCCAGUUGUCGUCCUCUCUUCCAACUACCAGGAAUGGGGCUCAGGGAGCCUGGGCUCCGACGUGAGGGCCCUGGGUCUGGGCCACCUGUGGCUCCUGGAGGGCCAAGGACCUGGGCUAUCUUCUCCUGCAGGCGACCCCCUGGCCGUGACCUCCCAGCCCCCUCAGCCGGUUUACAUAGGACAGGAGUAGCCAGCAUGGAGGGUUUGCUUUAAAAGGAAAAAAAGGCAACAAAAACCCUUUCAUGCCUGACUCUUUCCUCAGAAGGGUGCUUGUUAUCUGCGUGGAAAGCCUUUAAUUACGAGUACUGGCUGCUUCCAGCUCAAAAAGGCUACGAGGUCAAAGAGAGGCCUGGGAGGGCAUCAAAGGCAGGAAGCCCGGCAGGAAGCCUGGCAGGAGGGGGGAUGCCAGGCUGGCAGAGAGGGCUGAGGCACCGGACAGAAGCGGGGGCCGGGCUUCCGCGUCCCGGGCUCCUGGGCCUUGGGUUCUGGACUCUGCAUGUGAGGGCAGCCGGCUGUUCCAGAUGUAGCAGGGAGGGGCCCGGAUGUGAGAAGAGGGUGGGGGGCCAUUAGGCUAUCUCUGAAGGUGGGGUUUAAUUCCCUUUAAUAGUCUCUAAUUAUUCCCUUCCUUCUGCCGGCAGUGGGAGGGAAAGGCUUGCCCAGGCUCUCUCAGCAACCCCAAGACCCGGAGCGGAGCUUGGGUUUCACCUGUGGGUAAACCCCUGUGUCAGCCCUGUGUCCCCGCGUCUAGAAGGGAAGAUACAGUUGCCACAGGGAUUAAUGCUCCGGCCCCGGGGGAGGUCACCAGGCCGUGCACAGGCAGGCAGGCUUGGCCAGUGCAGGGUGAGAGGUGGCCCUUGCCCCAGACAGGCCUGGGCAACAGGGAGCAGACCUCUGCUCUGUCUCCCACUGCUUGAGGGGCCACCUCGGGGGCCCCCAGCCCCUGGGCCUUCACCUUCGGGGUUUUCAGCGGCCCCUGGUGAGGCCUGGGUUGAGCCAGCUGCUGUUAAACUCUAUUAGGAAUCAGACACUUACAUGGAAACCCAACAUAGGAAACGAAUAAAAAUGGAGCCGCUCUGGUGUAAGGUGGCGAGGGUGGCGUACCUGAACCUUCCCCUUCCAGAAGGCUCUGUCGGGACCCCAUCUGCAAGCCCCUGGUCUUACCUGCUCAUUCUCUGAUCGUCAUCACGAGGAAACCUAGACUGAGCCAAGAGGAGAAGGGAGAUGUUCAGGGGCUGAGACCCCAGGGGUAAAGGGCGGAGAGGGGAGGGGGCACUGCAGAGAGAUGGGGAGCAAGUCCCUAGAGCGGCGCUGGGUGUGCAAGGCGCUGGGAUUGCCGCAGGGGCUGCUGGGGGACACUGAUGUCCCCUCUGAAAAUGAUCCGGGUGACUGGUCACCUCCUUUCUGAUUAAUAAAAAUG
Messenger RNA from Myotis brandtii (Brandt's bat), 3876 nucleotides. RefSeq names its product peptidyl arginine deiminase, type I (gene PADI1). Gene Ontology annotation, cellular component: cytoplasm. The transcript is spliced from 17 exons. NCBI's taxonomy places the organism in Eukaryota, Metazoa, Chordata, Mammalia, Chiroptera, Vespertilionidae. Gene Ontology annotation, molecular function: protein-arginine deiminase activity; calcium ion binding. The coding region runs from base 38 to 2092 and encodes 684 amino acids. The record is from RefSeq and is a predicted model, not a curated record.